Messenger RNA from Amblyraja radiata (thorny skate), 2108 nucleotides. RefSeq names its product DEAD (Asp-Glu-Ala-Asp) box helicase 56 (gene ddx56). The coding region runs from base 33 to 1688 and encodes 551 amino acids. Lineage: Eukaryota; Metazoa; Chordata; Chondrichthyes; Rajiformes; Rajidae. Gene Ontology annotation, molecular function: ATP binding; RNA helicase activity; nucleic acid binding. Gene Ontology annotation, cellular component: cytosol. The transcript has 14 exons. The record is from RefSeq and is a predicted model, not a curated record.
GAGCGGCGUCCGUGUCGUCAUCCAGAGCAAAGAUGGCGGCGGAGGGACUCGGCUUCCACGAGAUGGGACUGGAGGAGCGGCUGCUGCAGGCAAUUUCUAAACUGAACUGGGCCCAGCCUACUCUAAUCCAGGAAAAAGCCAUUCCUCUGGCAUUGGAGGGGAAAGAUCUUCUUGCCAGGGCACGAACUGGGUCUGGGAAAACUGCAGCGUAUGCCAUUCCCAUCAUCGAGCAUCUUCUCAACACAAAAAAGUCCACCUGUGAGCAGGCGGUGCGAGCCCUUGUGUUGGUUCCCACAAAGGAGCUGGGUCAGCAAGUACAGCAGAUGAUCCGACAACUCACAUCCUACUGUGCGUGGGAUGUUCGAGUUGCUGAUGUCUCGGGACAGGCGGAUAUAUCAGCACAGAGGCCCAUAUUGAUGGAGAAGCCCGACAUUGUAAUAGGCACACCCUCCCGCAUUCUGCUGCACUUGGAGCAACAUACCCUGAGUCUCUGUACAUCACUGGAAAUGCUUGUGAUUGACGAGGCAGAUCUGGUCUUCUCAUUUGGAUUUGAAAAUGACUUGAAGAACCUUUUGGGACAUCUCCCAAAGAUUUAUCAGGCAUUCUUGAUGUCAGCCACAUUUAAUGAAGAUGUUCAGGCACUGAAAGAGCUAGUGCUUCAUAACCCGGUGAUUCUGAAGCUGCAAGAGUCUCGACUUCCGGACAGCUCCCAGUUGACUCAGUACCACAUAAACUGUGAGGAGGAGGAGAAGUUCUUGCUGACCUACACGUUAUUCAAGCUUUCCCUUGUCCGCGGCAAGACCAUUGUUUUUGUGAAUUCCAUCGGCAGAUGUUACCGGCUGAAGUUAUUCCUGGAACAAUUCAGCAUCUUCUCCUGCGUUCUAAACUCAGAGCUACCAGUCCACUCCAGGUGUCAUAUCAUCGGUCAAUUCAAUCGUGGUAUUUACAACUACAUCAUUGCAACAGACGAACACGAUCUGACAGAUGCUGCCAGCACAGAUAUGGUAAAGAAGGAGAAAAAACACGGCAAAGGAGUAAAAGCGAAGGAUUACGAAUAUGGCGUUUCUCGUGGCAUAGACUUUCAGAACGUGUCAACUGUAAUUAACUUUGACUUCCCGCUCACGGUGGACUCGUACAUACAUCGCGUUGGAAGGACUGCUCGUGUGGAUAACCAGGGUACGGCACUGACGUUUGUGUCACUCACGGAACUGCCACUGCUCCAUCAAGUGGAAGAAGCACUAACUGGAGAGAACAUGGACUGUGCUUUGAAACCCUACCGGUUCCACAUUGAAGAGAUUGAGGGUUUCCGCUACAGAUGUAAGGAUGCCAUGCGUUCAGUUACAAAGCAGGCGAUUAAGGAAGCUCGGCUCAAAGAAAUCAAACAGGAGCUACUCAACUCUGAGAAAUUGAAGACAUACUUUGAGGAUAAUCCUAGAGACUUUCAAUUGUUGAGACACGAUAAACCUCUGCACCCUGCAAUUGUGAAGCCACAUAUGAAGAAUGUACCAGAUUACCUGAUCCCACCAACUCUGAGAAGAAUCGCAAAUCCCCUCAUCAGCAUGAAGAAGAGAUGGAGACGAAAUGACUUGCAAAGCAGCACACAGAACAGAAACAAGACUUACAAGAAACAGAAUCCGUUGAAGCAUUUUUCACACACAAAGAAAAGAAGGACAAAAAGUGCCAAGUAAUGAAGAGGUUACAAAAACUGAAAGAGAGGAUUUGACGAUAUAGCAUCGGCCUGUUUUAUAUACAUAACCUAAAAUCAGCCUGAGCUCCUGGUUUACUUGGAGGAGUCCAAAAUAGCUGCGCUGUAUUUUGGUGUAUGGCAUCACCGAGGACAAAGGCACUGGCUGAAAAUAUUCUCCGUUUACUUGGGAGAGGACACUUUUAAGAUGUAUGGAAUUUUCAUAUUAUUUGGUCUCAAUUUGCUCUUUCAAGAAAUGCUUGCUAUUCAUGCAGCAAUGCCGUGCCCCAUUCACUUCAUUCCCUUGAUGCGGAUUUUCAUACUCAAUCCGGCUGGUUUAGUUACACUGCGACCAAAGAAUCAGAAAUAUGGUAACUUAGAGGUAAGAAAGGUUGAAUCCAUGAGAAAUAUGUGGACUGAAUUG